Molecule: messenger RNA, 1396 nt
Organism: Daphnia carinata
Lineage: Eukaryota; Metazoa; Arthropoda; Branchiopoda; Diplostraca; Daphniidae
Product: gastric triacylglycerol lipase-like
Exons: 12
Coding region: 1-1350 (449 amino acids)
Biological process (GO): lipid metabolic process
Molecular function (GO): hydrolase activity, acting on ester bonds
Source: RefSeq, a predicted model, not a curated record
AUGAUUUUGCCUCAGCACACCGAAUUGUUUUGCUUGUGCGUGUUGACAUCAUCGCUUCUUUCAAACGGAUAUUGUAGCAGCGCCUUUCAAUUCCGGUUGCCAUUCCAAACUGUUCCAGCCCGCAAAUUGUUUACAGAGUGGCGGAAGAAAGAUGUCGGUGUUAAAAAGCUCUUACAUGACCAGCAGCUGAAUGAGAACGUACAAGAAGCCAGAUUAUUCGAUCGCCUACCUUACAAUGUGGAAAUCUCAUACACACCGACGCAGGUGAUCAGGCAUCGUGGCUACCCUGCUGAAGUUCAUCACGUGACCACGGAUGAUGGGUACAUUUUGGAACUUCAUCGGAUUCCAGCCAAACCGUCGCUGGACGGGACGCCUAGAAAGGCCGUUUUGCUGCAACACGGAAACCUCCAGUCUUCAGGCGAAUGGCUCGUCAAUUUUCCCAACCGAACACUCCCGCUAUUACUGGCGGACAAGUCGUACGACGUGUGGUUGGGCAAUUUUAGGGGCAAUCGCUUUUCAAGAAGACACGUCACACUCAGUCCCAAACAAACCGAUUUUUGGAGAUUCAGCUGGGAUGAGAUAGGCAAUUUCGAUAUCCCAGCCUUGAUCAAUUAUAUCCUGUCUGUGACGGGCCUUCCAACUAUAUCUUACAUCGGCCACUCGUUGGGAUGUGGGGUGUUCUUCAUCGCUAUGGUCAAACAUCCGGAACUCAACGCUAAAAUCGACGCUAUGAUUGCCUUCGGACCGGUUUCAUCUUUUGCUCAUUCCAAUGCGUUAGUAUUCCGAGCUAUGACUUCGUUCGGCAAAGCCAUUGACACGAUGUUCCGGAGGAUUGGAACACGGGUAUUUAUGGACAACACAGGAAAGGGCCAUUACUUCCAACAGCUGUUGUGCGGUCAAACUUAUCAACAAGCGAAUCUUUGCGCAAAGUUUUUAAACAUCUACGCAGGAUGGAACCCACAUAACACGCAUCCGGAAGUAGUACCAACGACGAUAGCCAACAGCCAGCAAGGGACAUCCGUAGCUGUGCUGGCCCAAUUUGCACAAAAUGUCAAAGCAGGGGAAACGUUUCAAGCCUAUGAUUAUGGACCUAAAGGCAAUAGGAUACGAUACGGAACGAAAAAGCCGUUGGAAUACGACCUUAAAAAAGUUACGGCGCCGGUGUACGUCUAUUCAGGGGGAAAUGAUCGUAUCGUGAGCCCAAAGGACGUGGACUGGCUUCUGCCUCGACUAGGAAAUUUAAAACGAUCCGUUCGUAUUAAAAGCUACAACCACGAGGAUUUCGUUUGGGGAACGGAUGUCAAAGAAACGCUUUAUGACAGUGUCAUGGCUGAUUUACCUCCCCCCUAGCCCAAAUGCUUUGAUUAUUACCCGAAAGAGAUUGCGCAAAAUAUAC